AUGAGUGUGUUGUUCCCGGUAACCGUUUUCGGUUUCCGUAAGGUAAUGCCCAAAAAGAACGAGAAGCCUCGCAACAGUAGUAUCUCACAGGCAAGGCUCGAUCAGAACAAAGUUCGAAAACGUCGUCAGACAGUCUUUCGCAAACUGGACGAGCUGCAAAAGUACGGCGUCGAUAUUUACGUCGUUAUUAAUCAAAACAACAGAUAUUACACGUAUACAUCGAAGAAAACCGAAUCUUGGCCGCCGUCCCCGGGGAAAAUAGUAAGGGUCGUUUUGAACAUGCCAAGGGAGGUAGAACGAAGCCGACAGCUAGCAGACUGGGCCGCCAAGUACUACAACUAUCAGGGCUCGUUUUGCCUGGUUUUGGGUUUUCACGAAGCGUUUUCGGGACUGGAUCAGACAAUGCAGAGCCCGGAAUGA
Pyricularia oryzae 70-15 is the source of this 420-nucleotide messenger RNA. RefSeq lists its product as uncharacterized. The transcript is spliced from 3 exons. NCBI's taxonomy places the organism in Eukaryota, Fungi, Ascomycota, Sordariomycetes, Magnaporthales, Pyriculariaceae. The record is from RefSeq and is a predicted model, not a curated record. The coding region runs from base 1 to 420 and encodes 139 amino acids.